UUUGGAGCAGAGCAGAGCAGAGCAGAGUGUCUGCGCUCCGUCAUUGGCGGAGGAGCGAAAAACUACAGUGAGGAAACGGCUCGGGUUUCAAGGAGGGGGGAGUGACAUUUCUUGAAGGGGCUGGAGAGAGAGAGAUAGAGAGAGAGAGAGAGAGUUAAGGGAGAAGGAGGAGGAAAAGAAGAAAAAAACCCGUAAACCUGACAAAAGCGUCUGAGAAAAGAAGCAGGAUCCUCGGAGAGUCUCGAGGCGGGCGCGAGGAGAACUCGUCUGUGGAGCCAGCCGCCCGCGACGCGCGCGCUCUGACCGGGGAUGUGGACACGAGCGAGUUUUUCCGUCGCCAGUCGCUGAAAACGCUUCGGCUCGCUUCGUUUUUUCUCGGCAGGAGCGCGGUGGACGGAGGCUGUGGCUCUUUUCGGGGAAGCCGAGGGAGACGAGGACGACUCGGCUAGGAAGAAACGGAGAGAGAGAAGGAGGGGAAAAAAGUUUCGGUUACUUUUCAAACGGAUUUCGGGGAUUUUACCGCUGAAAGUGUGCGGCGCCUGCGGAGGAUCCGGGCUGGCAGUGAUUUUGGAAUAGUUUUCGCAGAGAGCCUUUUCUUUUCGGGGGGCGUCUGGACUGCGGGGAAGCGGAGAAGGAGGUGAGCUGUGGGGGAAUAGCUGCCCAUAUGUCCCCGCCUGCCUGCCCUGUUUAUGCGGAUCGGGAUCCUCAGCGCUUCACUCCGUAGCGGUGAUUGGAGGGAUUUCCAGUGAUUGACGGGCCGGGAUAGCCAGACGUUCAUGUUUGGGUGGAGCCCCUCAGAUGGGAUCAGUGUCCAGGGGGAGGUCGAGGAAAGGGGGAUGGGGAGGCACGCCUGCCGCUGACGGGAUGUCCGCCUGGCCGUGGCUUGUGGGUGCGCUCCUGAUUCUGACCCUGGUAACAGCAUCUGUGGCGCGGCCGCCCAUCGUGGCCGGCGAAGAGGAGGAGGCUGCGCUCGCCGAAGAGCCUCCAACCAAAUACGAAAUCUCUAAGCCCACUGUGUGCUCUGUGCACCCGGGGGAACCGCUGCAUCUCAUCUGCCCUCUGCCCGAGGCGGCUGCUAUCGUGUGGACCAAAGAUGGCUCGUCGCUGGGCCCAGACAACCGCACACUCAUAGAGCGGGACUGGCUGCAGAUCCGCGAUGCUACGCCGCGGGAUUCGGGCCUGUACACGUGCAGCGCCGCUGGCACCAAACGUGGCGACACGCUCUGCUUCAUUGUGAACGUCACAGAUGCCAUCUCAUCCGGUGAUGAUGAGGACGACGCGGAGCGGUCAGACGAUGUCGGUGCAGACGGCGAUCAGACGCGGAAGCCGCGCUGGACCAUGCUGGACAGGAUGGAGAAGAAGCUGCACGCUGUUCCAGCGGCCAACACUGUGAAGUUUCGCUGUGCAGCAGCAGGGAAUCCCACGCCUACAAUGCACUGGCUGAAAAACGGCAGACCGUUCCGACAGGAGGACCGCAUGGGUGGUUAUAAGGUCCGACUCCAGCACUGGACCCUGAUCAUGGAGAGCGUGGUUCCCUCUGAUAAAGGCAACUACACCUGCAUAGUGGAGAACAAAUAUGGCUCCAUUAACCACACCUACACCCUGGAUGUAGUCGAGCGCUCACCUCACCGGCCCAUCCUCCAGGCCGGCCUCCCCGCCAAUGCCACUGUACAUGUAGGUGAGGAUGCUCGCUUUGUCUGUAAGGUCUACAGUGAUGCCCAACCUCACAUCCAGUGGCUGCAUCAUAUCACCAAGAACGGCAGUCGCUACGGUCCUGAUGGACAUCCCUUUGUUCGCGUGCUGAAGACGGCAGGUGUAAACACCACGGACAAAGAGAUUGAGGUCCUCUACCUGCCCAACGUCACUUUCGAGGAUGCGGGUGAAUAUACGUGCUUGGCGGGUAACUCUAUUGGGAUCUCCUAUCACACUGCUUGGUUGACGGUUCUUCCAGCUGACUUAGGCAUCGUGGAGCCCGAUUAUCCUCCAGACUAUGUGGAGAUCGCAAUCUACUGCAUAGGUGUCUUCCUCAUUGCCUGCAUGGUGGUGAUCGUGGUCGUAUGCAGAAUGAGGACCUCCACGAAGAAGCCUGACUUUGGAGGGCAGCCCGCGGUGCAUAAACUUACCAAACAGAUUCCUCUGCGCCGCCAGGUAACAGUGUCAGCUGACUCCAGUUCCUCUAUGAGCUCGAGCACACCACUGGUCCGAAUUCUGACCCGCCGAAGCUCUGACCAUGACCAGAUCAUUCCAGAGUACGACCUUCCUGAGGAUCCACGCUGGGAAUUCUCCAGAGAUAAACUGACAUUGGGGAAGCCGUUGGGUGAAGGCUGUUUCGGCCAGGUGGUGAUGGCAGAGGCGCUCGGCAUCGAUAAGGACAAACCCAAAGAGGCUGUGACUGUAGCGGUCAAGAUGCUGAAAGACGAUGCCACAGAGAAAGACCUGUCUGACCUGGUGUCAGAGAUGGAGAUGAUGAAGAUGAUUGGACGACACAAGAACAUCAUCAACUUGCUGGGGGCGUGCACGCAGGACGGCCCUUUAUAUGUCAUAGUGGAGUAUGCCUCCAAAGGAAAUCUGAGGGAGUAUCUGAGGGCCAGGCGGCCUCCGGGGAUGGAGUAUUCAUAUGAUAUAGCCCGUGUGUCUGAUGAACCGCUCACCUUCAAGGACCUGGUUUCCUGCACUUAUCAGGUGGCCAGGGGCAUGGAGUACUUAGCCUCUCAAAAGUGUAUACACAGAGACCUGGCUGCCAGAAACGUAUUGGUCACUGAGAGUAACGUGAUGAAGAUCGCAGACUUCGGCUUGGCCAGGGACGUCCACAACAUUGAUUAUUAUAAAAAGACCACCAAUGGUCGUUUGCCGGUGAAGUGGAUGGCUCCCGAGGCACUGUUCGACCGCGUGUACACGCACCAGAGCGAUGUCUGGUCGUUCGGAGUGCUCAUGUGGGAGAUCUUCACGCUGGGAGGUUCGCCGUACCCAGGUAUUCCUGUGGAAGAGCUCUUCAAACUCCUAAAAGAGGGCCAUCGCAUGGACAAGCCGGCCAACUGCACCAAUGACCUGUAUAUGAUGAUGAAAGACUGUUGGCAUGCCAUCUCCUCGCAGAGGCCCACUUUCAAACAGCUGGUGGAGGACUUGGAUCGCAUCCUCACCUUGGCAACCCAUGAGGAGUAUAUCGACCUGUGCGCCCCCACGGAGCAGUACUCCCCCUGCUUCCCGGACACUCGCAGCUCCUGCUCUUCUGGAGACGACUCUGUCUUCUCCCACGAUCCUUUACCGGACGAGCCAUGCCUCCCCAAGUACCAGCACAUCAACGGGGGCAUCAAAACAUGAGCCACUCCUCUGCAGUCCUUCAGUUCCCCACUCAGCCUUCACACACAAAGCUCCAGUGAGAGACACGUGACUCCUUUAAAGCACCUCUCCCCACCUUCUGCCUCCACGCCUCCCCUUCACCGCUCCUGCUGGACAUACAGAGCGAGGGAGGCGGGACCCCGGCAAUGCUGCUGUCCGAGAAACGAACCGGUGUUCGCAACUUAACGCACGCAAAAACGUACUCACGCACACACUCUCAAAAACGUGACCAAGCUCUUAACGAGAGGACGGAGACCCGACAAUAGUAUUCACCUUUUUUCCCCUUUGACUGAAUAAUUAGUUAUUCCCAAGGGUCCACCUCUUGUAACUUUUGUUUAUUUUUUGGGUUUGUGUUUUUGUUGGACUUGUUCGUCAUUCCAGUCGCUUGGCAUUCCAGGACUCUUCGUUCCCAAGAGAAACAAAACGGAGCACACGAACUUAAAACGAGCAAGAGACUGAGCAAGCUAGAAAAAAAGGAGAAGAAUAGGAAAAAGGAAACAUCCGACUAACAAACAAGGACUAGGAAGAAAAAAAAAUGAAAUAACUACACUGCCUCUGGUCGAUUUUUGUAAAAAUUUCCACGUUCCGUUUUUAUAUUGAUAACACAGUUAUCAAACAAAGCCCAUGCAUUUAUUCGUAUGGAGGAAAAAGUAGUACACGGUAUAUAGUGCUGGGUAUAUUUGUAAAUAUAUUCAAAUAUGUAAAAAAAAUUAUAUAUAUAUUAUAUAUUUACAGUGAAUUAUUUUUUGUAUGGACUUCAGAAUAAUUCCUCCCUCUUUUUAACACCCCGAGUGAAGUCAGGUUACCUGGCAACCUGUUUUCUUUUUUCUACUCUGUCACAUUCCCACACACACACACACACACACACACACACACACACACACAUAUACGCACACACAUACGCACACGAAAACACACGCAACAGGAACACACUUGUCUUACUCUCACUUGCUGACACAGUUGAGUAUUGGCUUUCAGGGAAAGGUAGCAUGUUAAUUUAUUGACUUAAAAUGAAUCAGAAGGAGAAAAAGAUCAAAAUAUUAAAGAGAUAAUAAUAUUAAUGAUGUCAGUAGAUACAAUAAUGAUUCAUAAUGUUUAUUUUUUAAUUUAAAGUGAUAUUUCAGUGAGGCAAUGGUACAAAGGAUUAUUUGUAGUGGGUACUCAAAGAGAUUCGUGCUUCCUAUGUUUUUAUAUACACAAAUGUGAAUAUUAAGUUAAAUAUGAAAUAACGUACAUUUUAUAGUCAGCUAAUCCCUUUUCUUUUGUAGAGGAUUUUUUUUUAUCCAGCUGUUUUACUAUUGCCAAGGUUUGCAUUUGAAUUUGAUAAAUACUGGAUAAAUACUUUGAUGGAGGGAACAAAAAAGACUGAGCCCACUAUCAUUCUGUUCAUUCAGUUACAGGUACAGUUUUUAGACAGAUUCACUCAAGCAGAAGUAUUAAAAUCAUUCAAGUGUUCAUUUUUUUUACCUGACAAACAAGACGAUAUUGUUUUCCACAAGUGUUCCUGACAGAUUCGCAAAAUUAAAGAUGGAAAACUGAAAAUUGA
This is a messenger RNA of Pygocentrus nattereri (red-bellied piranha), 4885 nucleotides long. RefSeq names its product fibroblast growth factor receptor 2 (gene fgfr2). The record is from RefSeq and is a predicted model, not a curated record. The transcript is spliced from 18 exons. Gene Ontology annotation, cellular component: signaling receptor complex; membrane. Gene Ontology annotation, biological process: positive regulation of kinase activity; multicellular organism development; positive regulation of cell population proliferation. Gene Ontology annotation, molecular function: fibroblast growth factor binding; fibroblast growth factor receptor activity; ATP binding. The coding region runs from base 799 to 3321 and encodes 840 amino acids. Lineage: Eukaryota; Metazoa; Chordata; Actinopteri; Characiformes; Serrasalmidae.